AUGGUGAAAAUAGACAACAAGAAGCAGUUCAAAGGAAAGAAGAAGGUUAAGAAUGUGUUAGAGAAAAAGGCGAAAGGAUUAAAGCUUAAUAAAGUAGAUAGAAAACGGAUUGUUAAGAUCGAAGAGAAAGCAGCAUUGAAGACAAAAGUUGAUAAAGCAGUCAAAGAAGAAUUGGAACGACUUAAGAAAUCAUCUACAUCUGUUUUCGACAACGAUGGAACUCGUGAAUCUUUAUGUUCAGAAUCAAGCUUCGGGAGCCAACCAGCGCCUAAAAGACAGUCUAAAAAAGUUUCGUUUUCUGGUAAAUUGGAACACACAAAAGUUUUCGAUAAACGUGUCAAAGAUUUGCAAAUCAAACCUUCAGAAGCAUCACCUGGAAGAGGUAUUCUCCGAACACCAAACUCUGCCAAGAAAGUUGUGAAGGUUUGUUUCGUAAUAUUUGAACUUUAAAUUAAUUUAUGCUUUUUCAGAGAACCGUGAAACACGUAGCAACUGAUGAUGUCGAAGAAACUCAAAACAACUCCACUCCAGUUGCUCCACCAAAAAAGAAGGUUAAGGCAGUUUUCAAAGAGCCUAAACAGCCAGAAAACAACGAAGAAGAACAGAAUGAAGAUGCAGAAAAUGUGGAAGAAAACGUUGGAGAAGAAGAAGUUGCUCCUGUUUUCAAAAAAAGAGCACCGAUAAAAGUGACAAAAUCUGUCAAAGAAAAACUUUUGACAAUGGAUCGCAAGGAACGAAAAGCAUUCUUGAGAGAAUUAAAACUCAAAAGAAAACCAGAAGGAGAAAGAGCUCAAAAAUGCAAGGAACUUUGGGAAAAAAUCAGAAGCUCAAAAACUCCAAUUGCUGAAAAAGAUGAAGCUGUUCACAAAUUGUAUGGAUUGGUGAAAGGACACGCGGCUAAAUUGAUUUAUGCUCACGAUACAAGUCGGGUUAUUGAAUGUUUGGUUGGAACUGAAAGAGAGGGAAUUAUCAAUAAUUGUAAGUUUGAAUACAUUUAUUAGUUGAAUUUCUCAUAAUUUCAGUAUUCAACGAGUUGACACCAGAAAUCGUUCGUAUGUCUAAAAAUGUUUAUUCAAAGUUUUUCGUCAAGAAAAUGCUCAAAAAUGGAAGUAAAGAACAAAGAGAAAUCAUUAUCAACGCUUUCAGAGGACAUGCUCCAACACUUUUGAGAAUUACUCAUGCUGCUGAAGUUCUCGAAUAUGCAUAUAAUGAUUUCGCGAACGCUCAUCAACGUUUCAAUAUCAUUUCAGAAUUUUACGGCAAAGAAUUUAUUUUGUUCAGAGUAAGUUGAUUUCAAGUUUUUGAGAAUAAUUUAUAAAUUGUCAUCUUUCAGUCUGAUAAAAUUAAAAGUUUGACUGAAAUCCUCAAAGAAGAACCAGGAAAGAAAAAUGUUAUCCUUCAACACUUGGAAGAAAUUAUUGAAGCCGUCAAUGGAAAGUGAGUUUUCCUAAAUAAAACAAAACAGUUUUCAUAAUUAUUUCUAGAGAAACAUUGCGUCUUUCAAUUUUGCAUAAACUUAUGCUCGAUUUCUUCGAGAAUUGUGACGAAGAGAAGAAAACCAACCUGUUGGAUUCAUUGAAAGAUAAAAUUCCGGAGUUCAUUCACACACCAGAUGGAGCUAAAUUGGCUGUAAAACUUAUCUGGUUCGCUCCAGCUAAAGAAAGAAAGGUGAUAACUGAAAGUAGAAAAAAUCCAAACAAAAUAUAUUUUACAGUUGAUUGUGAAAAACUUCAAAGAUUUAUCAGUGAAAGCUGCGAUGGAGCAUUUCGGACACAGAGUUCUUCUUGCUAUUUUCGAUUCAGUUGAUGACACCGUUUUGGUUAAUAAAUUUAUUGUAUCGGUAAGAAAGUUUUAAUUUAUUCAUCAUUAUCAAACAUAACAUUUUUCUAGGAAUUAUCAAAUGAAAUCAAAAAGCUUGUUGAAGAUGAAUGGGGAGAAAAAGUAGUCCAUUAUUUGGUUCAUCCAAGAGAUGGUCGAGGAAUUGACAAAGGAGAAAUUGAUUUGUUGAAAGAAGGAGAUUCAAAUGAACAUUCCAAAAAACCAAAAGAAGAUAGAUAUGCACAAUUGUAUGCCGCAUUGACUGAAUCAUUAUAUUGUUAUUUGGCUGCAAAUAUUGCUGAAUUGAUUCUUGAGGCUAAUAAGAGUAGAUUUGUUGCUGCUUGUUUGGAAACCACUUGUAAGUCAUGUCAUUAACAAUUUAUAAAAUAUAUUUUUUUGCAGCUCAAUACGAUUUAUUCGACCGAAAAGUUCCAUCCGACGCCAGAAAAUCAUGCAAUAAAGCAAUUGCUGAAAUUGCAAGCAAAGAUUUCGUUCCAAUGGAUCAAGAAGGGUUCCAUAUCAUUGAGCACCAAUCGGGUAAUUUUGUUUUGAAUGCAAUCAUGAGAUGUGAUCCAAAUCUACCGGAAGAUGAGCGUUUAUCAACAGAAAUAGUUCAAGCUGUCUCAAAACAACAACUUGGAACAUGGAUUACUUGUAAUAAGGUAGUUUUUGAAUGAAAAAAACGAAUUUUUCUGAAAUAAUAAUAAUUUCAGGGUUGCCAUGUUCUUUUGAAAAUCCUUCAAGUUGGCUCAAAAUCAACAAUCGAAAAAGUGAGACAAGCAAUCAAUCGAAAACAUCUCGAUGGUUAUUCAUCAAAAGGCGCCAAUCUCCUCAAACAACAUCUCGAUUCAUUGCCAAAAUCCAAGUAA
Caenorhabditis angaria is the source of this 2687-nucleotide messenger RNA. The record is from the annotation of a GenBank genome assembly. Lineage: Eukaryota; Metazoa; Nematoda; Chromadorea; Rhabditida; Rhabditidae.